Plenodomus lingam JN3 is the source of this 3219-nucleotide messenger RNA. RefSeq lists its product as uncharacterized. Gene Ontology annotation, molecular function: cysteine-type deubiquitinase activity. NCBI's taxonomy places the organism in Eukaryota, Fungi, Ascomycota, Dothideomycetes, Pleosporales, Leptosphaeriaceae. Gene Ontology annotation, biological process: protein deubiquitination. Gene Ontology annotation, cellular component: cytoplasm. The record is from RefSeq and is a predicted model, not a curated record.
AUGAACGGCUAUACAAACGGGGCUCCCGGCGCGGCUGCACAUGGCUGGAAAGGCAGCGAUCAUGGCAGUGAUCGAGGCAGCGAACCACUGACUCCUGCGGGCCCGUAUCCGCCUAUUGCGGAGAUUGUAGCGUCGGCUUCGGAGACGGUCGAGUCGCUCAGACACCAUUCGAUGAAGCAUCUGCUCGAGCAGGGCAGGAACCACUUCAACUCCGCCAAGGUCAUGCUCAGCAACCGCGCUCCUGUCGCCGGCGCAUACUGGGAGUACCUCGUUGCCUAUCAAAUCCUGGUGGACCUGAUCCCUCGACAUCCCGAUUACUACGAGAAGAUAGAAAACAGUCGCAAUCAGACACACCGCGAUUUCAAGCUCAUAAUCAAAGAUAUCAAGUCGAGUGAGGAACGCUUCGUCCGCAUCAAGGACAUUAUCAAGAACGACAACAAGAGGAACGGUGCGCUGCACAAGUCUACUUCCUCACUAUCCGCUCCUCGCCCACCCUCUCGCAACGGAUUAUCAUUACCAAGACGCGACGACGAAUUGAUGCUCCCCGAUGUCCCUACUUCCGCACCAAGUUCCUCUCCACAAUCACCGCCAAGAAAACCUCCCGUGCAACCCAAACCUCAGUCGCUCCAUGGCCGAGCUGUGAACGCAAACGUAUCAUCAGCAACGGCAGUAAAUGACCUUGCCCAGAGACUGGCAAAUUUGAGAGGCACAGUCCAACCAGUAGACACCAGCUCGACUCGUCCCAGUCAAGAUAAUUCAGUCAAGAUGCCCUCACCUGCAGACUUCCACUCAUCAGCACGCCCCCUGGGUCCACGAGAGAUGCCGCCACCUCCCCUCCACAUGCCGCCACCUCCGCCGAUACUAGCUCUAAAUACGCAAUUCGCUGCUUCGUUACCAAAGGAGCCUAGUCCAACCUAUAGCCCUGCCCGAAACAUCUCUGGACCUCUGAGCAUCAAUCCUCCGCGAAGUACUCCCAGAAGCAUGCUUGGCACCGGUGGGCGAAGCAACUCCCUGGCGGCCUCCAGUGCCUCCAGUCACGCGCCUAACAGUAAUGGUGUUUCGGACUCGUAUUUCCCCACUCAACCCUCCUCUCGGGGUGUGACUAGCCGGAAGAUGUCAGUCAGCAAAUCUGUUGAACUGGAAAUUGAUGCCAGCAAACUGUACGACUACUUCCGCAUGUACAAUGUACUCUUGAUAGAUGUGCGAAACAGAGCAGAGUUUGAUGCGGGCCACAUCUAUGUACGCAAUAUCAUAUGCAUAGAGCCGCUAUUGCUGAGAGAGGGUGAUUCGGCAGACCAACUUCUCGAACGACUUGUCAUUUCCCCGGACGAUGAGCAGGCCAUGUUUGAAAGGCGGCAUGAGUAUGACGUGGUGGUAUAUUACGACGAGUCGACACAGAAUAUUGACUUUCUCGACAGACGUGAUCGGACAGAAGCUCAAGUAGCGCUUAAGCGUCUUUUUGACAUACUCCAUGAGUUCAAUGCAGACAAACCUUUGAAGCGCCCUCCUGUGUUCUUGAAAGGAGGUCUCGAUGCAUGGGUUGAUUUGGUCGGAUCACAAGCAUUGCGAGUAUCAACAACUGCCGGUCUGGGGUCGACGGGUGAUCAACGACCUCGAGCUAUCCGGCGGUCGCCAGCUGCCAGCCACGUCGCAAGAAGCAGUCUUCAGAAGCGGAGACGGCGGGAGUAUGUUCCAAUGGACCCGGAAGAAGAGCAGAAGUGGCUAGAAGAGGCUCGGAAAGGCAGAGCAGCUGUCGAUAUACCUGCUGCAGAGGAGGAGGAUGACGAUGCAGGCGAGCUGCCUUUCUACCGUUCGACUGAAGAGUUCUUGCGGAGGUAUCCAGACGUGGAACCCGAGCAGUCAAUGAUGUACCCUUCCAAGAAGUUCCUGUCGACAAAUCAAUACGUUGCUCCGGCUAUCCCAGUUGUGCCUUCCCGACCACCUCCGUCUGUCCCUCGUGUGAGUUAUAGUGGUGUGCACGAGCGUCAAGUUUCGCAACAGAGUCGCAAUCAGCAAGCUUCCGCCCAUUUGUCACAUUCACGUUACAUCAACGUGAAGCUACACCGGACUGGGCUCCUCAAUUUUGGAGUGACGUGCUAUAUGAACUCCGUGGUGCAGUGUUUGAGUGGUACCUUGUCACUUUCGGACUUGUUCCUCACCCAACGCUAUCAAAGGGAUCUCCAGAGAGACAAUUGGAAGGGGACCAAGGGCAUUCUUCCCGAGGCGUAUGCAACCUUGCUAUCGAACCUUUACAAAGGCGAUGUUGGCUCUGUACGCCCCAGUACCUUUAGGAGGAUUUGCGGUCAUUUCAACUCGCAGUGGGGUGUGGAUGAGCAGCAAGACGCAAAGGAGUUCCUUGAAUUUGUCUUGGACUACAUGCACGAGGAUCUCAACAUUACCUGGAACAAGUCGCCACUGAAACCGCUCAGUGAUCAGCAAGAGCUGCAACGGGAGCAGUUUCCGCGGCAGUAUGCUGCAAAAAUCGAAUGGGGGCGCUAUCAACAUCGCGACAUGUCUGUGAUUGGCGGUAUAUUUGCCGGUCAACACGCAUCACAGCUUACAUGCCAGACUUGUGGUGUUACCAGUACAACCUACGAGGCAUUUUGGAGUAUCAGUGUAGAAAUCCCGCGCGAAGGACAAUGCGAUGUGCGGGACUGUCUGCGAUCGUACUGUGCGCCGGAACGGCUUGCGGGAGACGAGCUAUGGCGGUGUCCCCGCUGUAAGAAAGAUCGUGAGGCGGUGAAGAAGAUUACGAUCACACGUGCUCCUGAAACGCUCGUCAUUCACUUCAAGCGAUUCAGUGCCUCGCGAACGGAAAGCGCUCGCAAGGUCCGAACGCCAGUGCAUUUCCCGCUGCAGGGCCUAGACAUGGCACCCUUUGUCGAGCCGCCAAUGACGCCUACGCAAGAGGCAUACAUUACACAAAAUGCGCGAGACGGUCCUGCUCAGUUGGCCAGCGUCAAGGCAGACCCGACAAUGAAUGGGCCGUACAUCUACAAUGCGUAUGCCGUCAUCUGGCAUAUCGGAGCUACUCUGGGGAGCGGCCAUUACACGGCGUUUGUCAAGGACAAAUCGCGCGGCUCCUGGCGGUCCUUCAACGACGACAAGAUCACUGACUUCGAUCCUGGAAAUCUACCACCGCACAGCCGGUUACAAAACGAAAAGGCAUACAUUGUGUUCUAUGAGCGCGAACAGGUUGCUGGGGGGGCAUCCUUCUGA